GAUCACAGAAAGAGCUAGGUUAGAGCAGCUACUCAACAAGGCAAACAGCAGCUCGGAGCGAAAACCACUUUUACCAGUCCGCAUCCAACAUCCACCGGGAUUCAACGGACGUUAAAGCCUGUCUUUCUUUCCAUAUAAAUGUCCCUAUGGAUUACUAAUACACUAUCGUCGAAGAGCAGACGCGUUCCUCAGCUUGACAGCAAAGCCUCGGAUUCCUCACACUGGUCACCUAGAGGACUCAUAGAGAGAUGAAGACUCUAGAGGAGCCCCCCUACCUGACGGUAGGGACAGACGUGAGCGCAAAGUACAGAGGGGCUUUCUGUGAAGCCAAGAUUAAGACCGCCAAGAGGCUUGUCAAGGCCAAGGUGACCUUUAAGCCUGAUCUGUCUACAGCCGAGGUCCACGAUGAAAACAUCAAAGGACCUUUGAAGGUGGGUGCUGUUGUUGAAGUGAAGAAUCAGGACGGCGUUUACCAAGAGGCCACCAUUAAUAAGCUGACUGAUGCCAGUAUUUAUACAGUUGUUUUUGACGACGGGGACGAGAAGACUCUGCGGCGUUCUUCUCUCUGCCUGAAAGGAGCGCGUCACUUUGCAGAAAGCGAGACACUCGACAGACUCCCUCUGACCAACCCUGAGCACUUUGGCACACCGGUCAUUGGCAAGAAGGGGAACCGUGGCCGGCGAUCAAAUCCUAUUCAAGAGGAGGAGUUGUCCUCCUCCUCUAGUGAGGAAGAGGAGAGCGACCAGCGGCAGAAUGAAGAUCUGUUUGGCAAAGUGGUCUGCGUGGAGGGGGUUGCCGCCGGCGACAAAAAGAAGAGCACGUGGUAUCCUGCUCUGGUCAUUUCCCCGGACUGCCAUGAAGACAUGACCGUGAAGAAGGACAACAUCUUCGUCCGAUCUUUUAAGGAUGGAAAAUUCUACAUGGUGCUCCGGAAGGACGUCAAUGAGAUAAACAGCGAGAUUCCUCCAAAAGCCGACGCGGGACUCAAAGCAGCAUUGGAUGCGGCGUUGGAGUUCCAGCGGAAACAAGCCGUGCCCGGCUCCUGGAAGACAGAAGUGAAAGAGGAGAGCUCCAGCAGCGAGGAGGACGACGAGGAUGAGGAAGACGAGCAGGAGGAAGACGCCAGCGGGGAGGAGGAGGAGGUUAGCGGCGGCACAGCGAGCCAUCGCCGCAUCCUCCGAGUGGAAAUGAUCCUCAUCUGCUCUCUUGUUUCCUGUCUGCAGGAGGAGGUGGAGCCGUUCCCAGAAGAGAGGGAAAACUUUCUGCAGCAGCUCUACAAGUUUAUGGAGGACAGAGGAACCCCCAUCAACAAGCGGCCUGUUCUCGGCUACAGGAACCUGAACCUCUUCAAGCUCUACAGGCUGGUUCACAAACUGGGAGGCUUUGACAACAUUGAAAGCGGCUCUGUCUGGAAGCAGGUCUACCAGGAUCUGGGCAUCCCUGUGCUCAACUCGGCCGCUGGCUACAACGUCAAAUGCGCUUACCGCAAGUAUCUAUAUGGAUUUGAGGAGUACUGCACCUCCACUGCCAUCACAUUCAAGAUGGACCUUCCUUUGAAGCAGGGUCCCAAGAGAGAGGUGAAGUCUGAGGAGGAAGCAGGAAGAGCGGCUCCCACUGCCUCCAUCUCAGAGGAGGAGAAAACCCAGAUGGACGUAGAACUUUGCACUCCACCAUCUGUUCUCUGCAAGGAAGAAAAAACAGACUUCACCCAAAACAAAUCGGAGUCGGAACCAUCCAAAACGGAGGGAAAGGAUGCCGAUGAUGAUGAUGACGAAGAAGAAGAAGGAGGCGCUUCGAAGGCGGACGCAGACGAGGGGUCGUCCACAUCCCGCCUCGGAGGUGAUAACAUGAAAACAGAGCAGGAUGACGAGCAGGAGAGCAAAGAUAACUCCGGGGAUGACAGCAGUCAGGAGGGGGAGGAAGGGGAGGAGUUUGAGUGUUACCCCCCGGGGAUGAAGGUGCAGGUGAGGUAUGGGCGAGGCCGCACUCUGAAGACGUACGAGGCCACUGUGAAAGAGGCAGACGUGGAGGGGGGAGAGGUGCUCUACCUGGUGCACUACUGUGGCUGGAACGUCAGAUAUGACGAAUGGAUCAAAGCGGACAAGAUCGUGCGCCCGGCAAAUAAGAACGUCCCGAAAAUAAAGCACCGCAAAAAAAUAAAGAACAAAGCCGAGAGGGAGCGUGACCGACUGGAGCGGCUUGGUGACAGGGAGGUCCUCGGCCCGAACCGCGUCCCGCGCUCCAAAUGCGGCCUGAGUCACGACGUCUUUUCCAAAAUAAAUGAGAGCGAGGACAAAGGGACUCAGCAGCCUCCAGUCAAGUCAAUAGAAAUCACAUCGAUCCUCAACGGAUUGCAAGCUUCCGAGAUGUCCACAGAUGAGAGCGACUGCGAGGAUGAGGAACAGGAGCACGACGAAAAAGAUCAACCCAGCAGCAGCACCAGGCGAGGUCCGACAGAGCCGCCACAAGCGUCCGAGCGCUGGGAGAGCGGCAUCCCCUCCGAAGGGUCCAAAGCGUCCUCCAUCUCCGGAAAGAGCCUGGACGCUGCUGGUGCGGAAAGCCCGGACGUUGGGAAGCGCAGAGGCCAGCCGGAGACGGAGAGAGAGGCGAGCACCAGGAAGAGGAAAUCUGAUGGUGCCGCCGAGAGGAACACAAAGGGUCUAUCCAAAGUAAAGACCAGGAACUCCAGGAGUGCCGACUGGUUGCCUAGCGGCUCUCCUCGAAAAGUGGAGGACAGGGGGGCUCUGUCCAGCAGCAGCUCAGAGGACGAGAGCACAGCGCUGGCCGACAUCCCGGCUGAGGAGAACGAGCGAAGCCGCGCCAAAACCAAAGGUUCCCCUUCCAAGAAGUACAACGGCAUGAAGGAGAAGAGCAAAGCCGGGAGGCAAGCCGGCUUCUGGGAGAUUCCUGAGAAGAGGGCUAAGGCAUCUGGGAAUGCUGAGGAAAAGGCCCCGGCCGUUCGGCCCAAAGGACAAAAGGACGUGUGGUCCAGCAUUCAGGCUCAGUGGCCUAAGAAGACGCUGAAGGAGUUAUUCUCUGACUCGGACACAGAGGCAGCCAACUCUCCUCCGCCCCCCGUCCCGUCCUGUUUGGAUGAAUCCGGGGCGGACCAGGAAGCGGGACCCGAGGACGAAGGCUCCGAGGAGCAGCUGGAGAACGACAAGCUGCAUGAGUUUCCCAGCAGCGGGAGCAACUCCGUGCUCAACACCCCUCCUACAACACCUGAGUCGCCCUCCGGAGGAGGAAGCGCGGUGGAGGAGACCAGUCAAGCUCCGCCUCCUUCUCCACCGCCAUCUCUGCCUCCCGCCUUACCCUCAGAGCCGGUUUCCCACGAUCUGCCCCCAGAUCCGACUCAGGAGGAAGCAGCGGGGGGGCGCAGCGAGACAGACAGCAGCACGGUGGAGGUGGAGAGUCUGGGCGGAGAGCUGCAGGAGCUCCCGCAGGACGACGGCGCAGGUUCCCCCUCCAAGGUUUACGACAUCAGUCUGUCCUGCAACAGCAGCAGCAGCCUAGAGCUGAGCAGCAGCAGCCAGCAGGACAGUGAGCAGAAGUCCAAAGCAUCUGUGAGUCAGAAGAGGCAGAAGGAAUCACAGACAGGUGGAGUCUCGAAGAAACACAAGCCUAACCGCAAAAGCCUCGGUGUGCCUCCCAAAAGGAACAGGAAAGCAGCUAACAGCAGUGACAGCGAGGACCAGUCUGUUGUCGAAGGCUCGGCCAAAUUGGCCACCUGUAAGAACACUUCAUCGGACCUGAAGGCCUCCGCGUCGCCCAAGUAUCACGGCCGAUCCCCACCCUCCAGCCAUAAGUACCACAAGCAGGGAGACCCCGAUCACUCCCAGCACAGAGACAGCCAUGGAAGAUCGCCGCGCAUCUACAAAUGGAGUUUCCAGAUGUCUGAUUUGGAAAAGAUGAGCAGUCUGGAGAGGAUUUCGUUUCUUCAGGAGAAACUGCAAGACAUCCGGAACCACUACCUCUCCCUGAAGUCGGAGGUGGCCUCGAUCGACAGGAGACGGAAACGCAUGAAGAAGAAGGAAAGAGAAAGUGCAGUGGCCGCUUCCUCCUCCUCCUCCUCUUCUUCACCAUCCUCCAGCUCGCUAACAGCAGCAGUCAUGCUGACGCUCGCCGACCCUCCGGUACCAUCUUCGUCGUCCUCGUCUCAGAACUCCGGGGUAUCAGUGGAGUGCAGGUGACAGGACGAAGUCGCGAGGAGCCACCGCACAAAGCACUUAACCAGCACCCCGAGGUCGCCGCCCCCUUUCCUUUUCAGCAGGAUGACGAGACGGACCUGACCGGUUCUCCGCAGCUGCUGGGGCACAAAGAACCAGACGAGAAACAAGCACUAUUUUCUACUGACAACUGUUUCCUCGGCAAGCUAUCCGCACUUAAGUGCACUUUUAUGAAGAUUGUGUUAAAGGAGAGGGAGGUUAGGGGGGUGAAAUUUGUCAAAAAGAUUAUCUAGAUUUCACUUUAGCGCUUUGUUUCUUUUUAGGGCUGGGCGAUAUGGCUUAAAAAUCAAAUAUCCAAUUUUUUUCAUACCAAAUCCAGUUUCCAAUUUUAAUCGACUUGUUUUUGCUCUUUCUUUUCUGAAAGAAGAAAUUACAGAAAAUAUUUUCAAAAAACUGGCUUUUAUUUCCUUCUAAAUGAUGCAGUAGGGCCAACCUAUUAUAAGUUUUGUUUAAUUAUGAGAAUAUAGUCAUAAUUUUUGAAGAGCAAAGAUGCAAUUUUACCAAAAGAAAUCUUAAAAUGACUAGAAAAAAGUUUUUAAUGAGAAAAAACGUUAAAUUAUCAGGAUAUGAUGUGACCACCUCAUAUUGUGUAGUUCUUUCUUCAAAAUGUGCAUAUGUUUUCACAUUUUAAAGUCAUGCUGUUUAGAAUAAUUUCUUAUUUCUUAAACCUAUACCACUAACUUUGCAAAAUGCUUAGUGUUCCUCAUUUUAUCUGUAAAAUGACGGUACACAUGUCUGGUAACGUGUCCUUUUAUCUUCUAAAGAUAAAAGAUUCCUCAUUUUAUGUUUAAAAUGAGGAAUGUUAAUAAAAUGUAUACUUUAUUAUUCUAUUAUGACUUUAUUCUCAUAAUUUAAAAAAAAUCUUGGCCUGAAUCUGAUAUUUUGCCGUAAGGUUGAAAUAAAUUCAAAGUCCAAUUAAACAGAAGCAGUAAAACAUGCUUGUCAAACAAAAUGGCCGCCCUGGGGAGUGCUGACAUCACUCUGAACUAUUGAAACUGAAGGAGCGCAUUGGUAAAGAAAAAAUUACAAUUUUCCAAAAAUUCAAUUAAUCAAUUUAUCGUCCAGCCCCAGUUCUUUUAUGAAGUUAUUUUUUUACAAGCAAUAAUGGUUUCCACUCGUUCGAAGUUGGUAUCGGAUCAUUUCCGCUCCGUUCUGAGGAUCGCCGUCUCUCCGGCAUUAAGGGCAAACAAAACAUCAUUCUGCCACAUUUCUCUGUCCACGCUCUUCAUCUGAAGCGCUCCGUUCUGAUGUACAGGAGGAAGAAGGGGGUUUCCGCCCAGCUCAUCUAACUCCACUGGAUACAGAUGGAAAAAUGCAGUAGUGCCUUUUGCUCUUUUUGAGAAUGACGGUCCGUUUUCUAAAAACAAAAAAAAAACCAACAACACACUGACGAUCGGCUUGUGAGUGAGCGGCCAGCGAAGGGCUACAUCUGAUGGAAAAUGACGGAUGCUUUCAAUGUGUUUGAGAAUCUACUACUGAAUACUCAUCCAUCUUGGGUAUUGCUGUGGAGUGAUGAAAUCGGUGAAUGAUCACUUCAUCUAUUUUUUUUUAAAGCCUGUCUACUUUAAUUCGUCACGUUUUCUCUCAGUCCAUUAACUCUCCUGCCCUUCCAUCUUCGCUGAAGAUGAGAUUCUGUAACUGCAUCAAACUUACUACAGCUGCAUCCCAAUACAUUAGAAUAUCAUCAAAAGCUUGAUUGAUUUCACUGUACAGAUUUAUUUUGCUCAGUAAUAUGUUUUUAUACUUUAAGUGAUUCUGGCUUGCAGCUAAUAAAACACUAAAAUUAUAUACGGCCAAUAAAAAUGGAUUUUUAGUGCAGAAAUGUUAGGUUGUGACCAACAAAAGUUAAUUGCUAAAGGAGGGUUUUUUAUGCAAACAUAUCAUUGGAAAGUUUUGUGGAAGGAAAAUGUUGAAAAAAAGGGGAUAGCUGAAGUCUUAUGAUUAAAGAUUUUUCUUUUUGAGGCUCUUUUUGCCUGAAUUACUGUGUUCAACCUGCUGCAUUGCCGAGGUGUAAUGGUGACUUUCGUCCUGUUUUUAAUUGUCUCCCUCUUGACAACAUUGAUUCUUUGAGGUUUAAGUCAGGUAAAUCUGCUGCCUAGAUGAUAAUUAAAAUACCAGGUGUUGGUACUUUUGACAAUGUAGUCGAGUUAGUAGUCAUAUGACAGAGCACUCCAAAUCAUCUUGAGUAGCUUUAAAGUGUGCCUUUUCUCUCAGUUUUUCUUUCCACUCCACUUUCCAUUAAUAUGCUUGAGCAUAACAGCAGUCCACAGUUUAUGAAUCUCCUUCAAACACUUCACUGGGCUUUCCUUCAUAAAUUCUCAGUAGGCUUCUUUCCCUGAUGCUUGUGCAUCUCUUUCUAUCACAGUUUUUCCUUCUACUCAACUUUGCAUUGAUUUAUUUAAAUGCAGAACUCUGUGAAGAUCCAGCUUCAUACAAUAACAUUUCUGUAUUAAAAAUCCUUUUUUGGGGGGGUCUAAUGGGAAUGUUCAAAUCUUUUGAGAAAUUGAAUAUUUUUAUUAUCCGUAAUCAUUAUGUUGAGCAAAGAUAAAUGUUUGAAAUGUUUCACUCUGUAAGAAAACUAAAGGAGUUUUAACCUGCCUUACUGUCAUAAGCAAACUUUUCAAUGAUAUUCUGAUCGAUUGAGAUGCACCUUGUAUUUAAGUACUGCCUAAAACAUUAAAAACAAGAGUCCAACAUUUGCAGUAUUUCAAACAUGAAGUUUUACAUCUGUUGUUUAUUUUUUUUUUUGCCACAGUAAGAUUUUUCUGGUUUUACUCCUGAACAGUAACAGUAUGCAGGCCUGUUCUCGUCAUGGUCCCUACCGAAACCGUUCCCUGUACUCCGAGCAGAAUAAAGGUAGAGGUAUUGUAAAUGUGCAUUUAUAUCACAAAGUGACGUUUGUGUGAACAUUUCUAACGACAUCCCUCUGGUGUUUUCCUUUGUAUAAAUCCCCCCCACUGUAUUAUAUCCCGAAGUUACAUUUUUGUCCAGCACUUGUAUGUAAUUGUAUGCUUUUGUUAUACAUUUGUAUAUUGAGAAGUGUUUUGAGUCGAGCUAUUUAAUAUCUUGCACUGUUAAUAACAUGUACUUUUCUGUACAGACAGUUUUACGGUUUUAACUGUAGUCAGAGUGUAAAUACUGAGGGUUAGAGCAUGUUUAUUCUCCAUGAAUUUACAUUUUUUUCUUUCCUUCCUUUAUGUUCCGUUCAGUCCAAAUCCUGAUUGUCCUUUUGUAUUUUUCUCUUUUUUUAUUUUAUUUGUUUUUAUUUCUCUGUAGUUUGUAUUUUCUUUAGUCUUUGUUUGACUUUGCCUGUUAGAGAAGAAUUAUGGUGUUGGAUGCGGCUGAACUGUUUUCCAACAAAACUCGGCCUGAAGCAUCGUAGAUUAAGACACAGUAAAGGAGCUUGUCUGAAUAAAAAAGCAAAAUAAAAAGCUCUGUAGUAUUUAUUAGGCUCAUCUGAUGAUGGUCAUUGUGUAAUUUAUUGUAAAAAUGUAAGCAAAGCAGAAGCCUCUGUUUGAAAUAAAUGCCAUAGUUUGUGAAGUA
This is a messenger RNA of Xiphophorus hellerii (green swordtail), 7769 nucleotides long. It is a transcript of the gene arid4b, whose product is annotated as AT-rich interaction domain 4B. The transcript is spliced from 23 exons. Bases 249 to 4190 code for a protein of 1313 amino acids. Gene Ontology annotation, molecular function: transcription cis-regulatory region binding. Gene Ontology annotation, biological process: regulation of transcription by RNA polymerase II. Gene Ontology annotation, cellular component: nucleus. NCBI's taxonomy places the organism in Eukaryota, Metazoa, Chordata, Actinopteri, Cyprinodontiformes, Poeciliidae. The record is from RefSeq and is a predicted model, not a curated record.